CCCUUCAAGAAGCAAGCAGGAAAUCGCUCUUUUCUCCCGGAUUACUGACACGUCUAAAGUUCCAAAAAGGCAUCAUCAUGAGCUCAAACGGACCACCAGAUUCAACCGCUGAUGACCAACUUGACCCUGAGGAAGAGAAACGAUUGGCAGCAGCUGCCCGUGAAGCUAACCGUCUCCCAGAGCUCCGGCUGAUCCUGCUGGGUUGGCGAUGGCCAGGUAAAAGCCUGACCGGCAACACCAUUCUGGGCCGCGAAGAAUUUCGUCUGGAACGUGCCGCCGAAUUCUGUGUAAAGCGUGAAACCGAGGUGGAUCGGCGCCAAGUAACAGUAGUAGACACUCCUGGCUGGUUCUCAGCCCAAACCACGCCAGCAGACUACCAGCAGGAGAUGGUCCGAAGCGUAGCUAUGUGCUCACCUGGACCACAUGCCUUCUUGCUGGUCAUACCGGUGGGCAUGUUCACAGAAACAGACCGGGCUCGUAUAGAGGAGAAUUUAGCACUUUUUGGGGAGGAUGUGUGGAAGCACACCAUGGUGGUGUUCACCUGGGCAGAGGUUUUGAAGGACAGGUCCAUAGAAAGACAUAUACGAAGGGAAGGUCGUGACCUUCAGUGGGUGGUGGACAAAUGUAAGAAGAGGUACCACGUCAUCAAUAACUAUAUUUUUGGCGAACACCCACAGCUGCCCCAGCUGAUGGAAAAGGUUGAGAAGAUUGUAGCUGAAGAAGGUGGUUACUUCACCCUUAAGACAGAUGAAACUAAAACACAAAGUCAAACCCAGAGUCUGAAUCUGAACACCAAUUCAGUGAAGGAGAACAGGGAGCUUGGCGCUAGACCCAAACAGAACGGCUCCUGCAACUCGCUGCGGGCCAUGGACGUGGAUCCUCCACAGAGUUUGGUUAAAGGAGUGAGUGAUUAAGGCUGUGAUAACAGUUCCAGUGCUGCUGUAUUCAUUACCUCAAUUUCACUGCUCUUAAAUUAUGAAACACCCACUAGCCACAUAUCAGUCCAGAAGUCCAGCUUCAGGUUGUAAGGCAGGCAAAUGUCCCUGUAUUAUAUAAUUCUUACCCCACAAAAUACAAGAUAGUCCCAAUACAAAUGAUCAAGUCAAAUUGGUGUUAGUAAAUCAGUUGUACAACACCCCGUUCAGUAAUUAAAAACAUUUGUAAAGAUGGUAUAUCUUGCAGAUAUCACUAGUAUACAUACUUACCCAAGCAGCUGUGUCUCUAUACUGUAUUAUGUCUGAAGGAUACAUUAGCACAGAGAAUAAUAAGGUAAUGGAGUCAUUAGUCAAUCAGAAACACUCAACAUUCAUAAAUUAUUUGCACUAAUGAGUUUAACCUAAUAGCUUGUAAAAUGUCUCAACUAAUGCACUAAUACAGUUGUCAGAUAAGAGUCUGUCUCAGUCAUGUUAUUGUAGCAUUGGUUAGUUACAUUUGUGACAGUUGCUAUGGAAUUAUAAAUUGUCCAAAACCAUGUUACGUUUUCCAGUUAUUUCACAUCAGUUUAGCUGCUGAUUCAGGUAUUUCAGACACAGCAGAUGUUUGCUAAUGAUAUUAUUUUCUAGUAAUAUCGUUAUUGCUGUUUUAUUAUUUGAGUGUAUGCUUAAAUGCUUUUAAGUUACUGAUUGUUUUAAGAUUACUGUGAUAUAUUUUAUUUUCUAAAUGUAUUUGUUUUACAUUCUAUCUUGAUUGUACGAAUUAUAAAUGGCUUCCUUUCUGAAACUGAGGCUGAGUAACUAUUGUUAUAAGCACUCUAAAUAUCAACACUGUUAAAGUUUUGUCACUGUCAAGUUCUGAUGGAACAUAUCUGCUACCUGUAUAUCUGCUAUCAAUUGAUUUACAUGAAUGCAUUCCUUUCUAGAUCUGUUGACAUUUCUGAAAGCCAUAAAAAUCUCCUUUCCAGAUGCCUUAUCAUGAGCCAGUUUUUCAGUUGCCUAAUGAUAAUGUAAAGCUGCACUGCUGUGAAAUAUUUCUGGUUCACUCUUGAUCUGUGGAUAAGAUGCAGUUACCAAGUUGUUUUCUUCAUCUGACAUAAUAUAUAUUUAGCAUUCAUAUUUCUAUUAUUAUUAUUAUAACAUUUUUACUAUACUGUAUCUAUAACAAAAUAUAUAAUUAUAACGUUUUUAAAUCUUUGUUAUAUUUUUUACUACAGCACAUUUUAUUUUUGCUGUCAUGAAAAGAUCACAGAAUCUGAGUCGGUCAAAAAGAACGUGUCUUGUUAAAAUAUUCUGGCCCUUUACGUGUUGUUACACGUCUGUUACUGCUUAUAACCACAAGAUGGCGCCAUAAUUUAACAGCAUAUAUGUAGGAUAACUUUUUUUGUUUUUUUGACUGUCGUGGUCUAAUCACAGGCAGGACUGUUAAUAACUAUAAUUAAUUCUGCAUUUAUCUGAAUAUUUAAUAUUAAAAUGCCUAAGACCAAUGUUAAACACAACAUGAAAUAAUAUUUCAGUAAAAAUAAAGAUGACACAAGCACACGUUGUAAACACAGAUCAGUUAUAAACCAGAGCUAUAGAAGUGCAGGACAAAUCUAUAAUCCAUUAGAGCUACUAAAAUUAAGGAACAUUUUUCCACUUUACUGUAGGCCGCUGGUGUAUU
Labeo rohita (rohu) is the source of this 2595-nucleotide messenger RNA. RefSeq names its product GTPase IMAP family member 4 (gene gimapl). The record is from RefSeq and is a predicted model, not a curated record. Gene Ontology annotation, molecular function: GTP binding. NCBI's taxonomy places the organism in Eukaryota, Metazoa, Chordata, Actinopteri, Cypriniformes, Cyprinidae.